Molecule: messenger RNA, 963 nt
Organism: Gastrolobium bilobum
Lineage: Eukaryota; Viridiplantae; Streptophyta; Magnoliopsida; Fabales; Fabaceae
Product: peroxidase 3-like
Exons: 4
Coding region: 1-963 (320 amino acids)
Biological process (GO): hydrogen peroxide catabolic process; response to oxidative stress
Cellular component (GO): plasmodesma; plant-type cell wall
Molecular function (GO): peroxidase activity; heme binding
Source: RefSeq, a predicted model, not a curated record
AUGAAGAUAACAUUUUUCCAUGUGGCUUGUUUGGUAGUGUUUUGUCUCCUUGGGGAUUCUCAAGGAGGAAGCCUAAGGAAGAAUUUCUACCGGAAAACCUGUCCUCAAGCUGAACAGAUUGUUCAGACCAAAAUCCAACAGCAUGUAUCUACAAGGCCCGAGUUGCCAGCCAAGUUGAUCAGAAUGCAUUUUCAUGACUGUUUUGUCAGGGGUUGUGAUGGCUCGGUUUUGUUGAACUCCACUUCCAAUAACCAAGCGGAGAAGGAUGCCAUUCCUAAUUUAAGUUUGUCUGGCUUUGAUGUCAUAGAUGACAUAAAAGAAGCAGUGGAGGCAAAAUGUCCCGGAGUUGUAUCUUGUGCUGAUAUAGUAGCAUUGGCAGCUAGGGAUGCUUUUAACAAACCUAUGUGGGAAGUGCUCACCGGUAGAAGAGAUGGCACAGUAUCCUUAAUUGGUGAUGUCUUAGCCAAUAUUCCAGCACCUUUCUUCAAUUUCACCCAACUCAAACAAAGCUUCGCUAAUAAAAAGCUUACAGUGCACGACCUUGUUGUAUUAUCAGGAGGACACACAAUUGGAAUAGGCCAUUGCAACUUGUUCAGUAACAGGCUUUUCAACUUCACCGGAAAAGGUGAUCAAGAUCCUUCUUUGAAUCCAACUUAUGCAGCUUUCUUGAAGACUAAAUGCCAGGGUCUCAGUGACACAACCACAGCAGUAGAUAUGGAUCCUAAUAGCUCUGAAAACUUUGACAGUGAUUAUUAUUCUAUCCUUCUCCAGAAUAAGGGUCUGUUCCAAUCAGAUGCUGCCCUUUUAACAACCAAGGAAUCCAAAAACAUUGUUAAAGAAUUGGUUAAACAAAACAAGUUCUUCACAGAGUUUGCGCAGUCAAUGAAGAGGAUGGGAGCCAUUGAGGUACUCUCAGGCUCGGCUGGGGAAAUUAGGAGGAAGUGUUCCGUUGUCAACUCUUAA